Molecule: messenger RNA, 3480 nt
Organism: Cryptomeria japonica (Japanese cedar)
Lineage: Eukaryota; Viridiplantae; Streptophyta; Pinopsida; Cupressales; Cupressaceae
Product: receptor-like protein kinase 7
Exons: 2
Coding region: 264-3242 (992 amino acids)
Biological process (GO): protein phosphorylation
Molecular function (GO): protein kinase activity; ATP binding; receptor serine/threonine kinase binding
Source: RefSeq, a predicted model, not a curated record
AAGUGGCCGAUUACAAUGUACAGGUGACAUGAAUGAGACAGAUUUCUUUUUCUCUCCCACACAAUGCUCGGGUCUCAAUUGAGUCCAAUUCGCACGCUUUGGUUGAAUGGUUCUUCAAAAGAUUUGAUUUUGCUUUUUACAAGUCUUCAACCAGGUCAACUGAAAUUUCUACCUUUUUCUAAAAUUUUAAUAAGCUGCUCAAAUGCAGGACUUGCCUUCUUGUAGUUUUUCUGUGCACAGACCUCUCAAGCAAAGAGAGAAGAAUGGAGCAAAUUGUUCUGGUUUGGAUCUUAGGCUUUCUUUCAUUGAGCCUGACAUUGAUUAAUGGGGUCAGAGCAAUUCCCCAGGAGGCUCAGAUUCUUCUGCAAAUGAAGGAUAAGUUGAAAGAUCCCCACGAUGCAUUGAACAACUGGAAAGAAUCCAUUGAUGCUCCUUGCAAUUGGGAUGGAAUAACCUGUGACAAUCAGACAGGCAUGGUUACUGAGAUCACCUUAGAGAGCAAAUCUCUCAAUGGCUCUCUUGACGCCGUAAUUUGCAGUUUACAGAGCUUGGAGAAGAUCCACUUGCCUUUCACUAACCUGAAUGGGGCUUUGCCUCUGAUGAAGAAUUGCAGCAAGCUUCGGUAUUUGAACCUUACGACAAAUUCUCUGUCUGGGACUCUGCCGGAUUUUAGUCCGCUGAAAUCCUUGCAGGUUCUUGAUUUGACGACCAAUGGGUUCUCUGGUCAAUUUCCCGAGUCUUUGGGAAAUUUACCUGAGCUGAGUUCACUCAACCUUGCUGAAAAUGAUUUUGCUGCAGGGACUAUACCUUUGAAGCUCGCGAGUCUGAAGAAAUUGAGGGAGCUCUAUUUGGCCGACUGUAAUUUGGUGGGAGAAAUCCCGUUUUUUAUCUUUAAUUUCACAGAUCUAGGCCUUCUGGAUCUUUCCGACAACUUCUUGAAUGGUUCUAUUCCAAAGGAGAUUAGCAAUCUGAAGAAGCUUUACCAAUUUUUCCUCUUCGAUAACGAGCUCAGCGGAAGUAUUCCUCCAGAACUAGGCAACCUCACAUUACUGCAGCAAUUUGAUGCAUCGCAGAACAGUCUCACCGGCAGCAUUCCGGAAGAGGUCGGGAAUUUGAAGGAACUUGUGAUCCUUGGGCUGAAGAUAAACAAUCUUUCAGGGCAAAUUCCUGAAAGCAUAGGCGAAUUACCAAACCUGCAAAGCAUGUCUCUUUAUCAGAAUAGUUUGACAGGCCCAUUGCCGCCGAAGCUCGGCAGUUUAUCCAAAUUCAACACAAUGGACGUCUCGCAAAAUCUCCUCAACGGCACGCUGCCUAAGGACAUCUGCAAAGGGGGCAACAUGCAGUAUUUUCUUGCUCUUGAAAAUUUUUUCACGGGAAACUUGCCGCAAUCCUACGGAAGAGAUUGCCAAAGCUUGGUACGCUUCCGAGUCAAUAACAAUAAUCUCAAGGGCAAGGUGCCCGAUGGAAUUUGGGGUCUGCCGCAUGCGAACAUUAUUGAUCUGAGCUCUAAUGAGUUUGUCGGCGGAAUUAGCCCUGAGAUCAGAAAUGCAAAGAAUUUGUCAGAGCUAUUGAUUUACGGCAACAGAUUCUCCGGCAGCUUGGUGCCGGAGAUUGGCAUGGCGGUGCAGUUGUCCAAGAUUGAAGCUCACAAUAAUCGAUUCACUGGUUCCUUACCGAAGGAAAUUGGUAAUUUGAGUCAGCUCAAUGCUUUGUAUUUGCAGGAAAAUAUGCUGGAAGGUUCAAUUCCUGCAGAAAUUGGUCUUUGUGACUCUUUAUCCGUCAUUAACCUUGCCGGAAAUCGCUUUGAAGGUUCGAUUCCGGCGACUCUGGGAUCCAUUCAAAGCCUGAAUUCUCUGAAUCUUUCCAAUAACGAGCUCUCCGGUUCGAUUCCCGCAAGCCUCGGUUUGUUGAUGCUAAGUUUGAUUGAUUUCUCCAAUAAUCGGUUAGUCGGCCGUGUUCCGAAUUCGCUUCUCAGAGUGGGAGACUGGCAGAAAUUUUCUGGCAAUCCAGGCCUCUGCGCUGAAAACUCCGGAAGGAGUGAUUUUCUGAGAGUCUGUUCUGUUUCUAAAGCCAAACAGGAAGCGAAAAGAGUUGAAUUACUGGCCGGUUUCAUUGUCGGUUUAGCCAUGUCAAUACUUGUGAUUGGGCUCCUGCUUACUUGCCGGUAUCUUCGUAACCAGACAGACUUGAAGGCAGAAAGGUUGUCAUGGACUGUCAAGGCUUUUCAUAAUUUGAGCUUCGAUGCCGAGGAGAUCUCCAGCGUUUUAUUGCGGAAAGAAAAUAUUAUCGGAACCGGCGCUUCAAGUACGGUAUAUCGCGUGGAUCUACCGAACAACGAAGUUGUAGCAGUGAAGCAGUUUUGGACGAGCAACAAAAUGGAGGACGAUGCAAGCAAACUUGAGAAUUGUCAUCAUGCUAAGCAGAAUGUCUUCAGAGAACAUGAAAAUAGACUGGCCAAGGCAGAGGUCGAAACUCUUGGAACAAUUCGGCACAAGAAUAUUGUGAAGCUUUACUGUUACCUGUCAAACAGCGACUCAAGUCUUCUGGUUUAUGAGUACAUGCCCAAGGGCAACUUACUUGAUGCUUUGCACAGCAGUGGCGACGGAAGAGGAGGUCAUCCUUUGGAUUGGCCUGCGAGGUACAAGAUUGCAUUAGGUACAGCUAAGGGAUUAGCUUACCUUCAUCACGAUUGCUCCCCUGCAAUUGUUCACAGAGACGUGAAGACUACAAAUAUCCUGCUGGACAAUUUUUACGAAGCAAAGGUUGCUGAUUUUGGCGUUUCAAAGGUUCUCCAAGCUAGCAGCAAAGGAGGCAAUACCGGAACAGCCUUCGUAGGCACUCACGGCUACAUUGCUCCUGAAUAUGCAUACUCUCUGAAGGUGACAGAGAAAAGCGAUGUGUACAGUUUCGGUGUGGUUCUGCUGGAGCUAAUAACUGGAAAGCGGUCAAUCGAACCAGAAUAUGGCGAGAACAGAGACAUCGUAGACUGGAUAAGUUGCAAGAUUUCUAGCAAGGAAUCUGCAGUGGAUGUGCUUGACUCCAAGAUUUCCAUGUCAUUUGAGAUGGAAAUGAUAAAGGUGUUGCGAAUUGCAAUAAGCUGCGUUCUGAAACUGCCUAGUUUGCGGCCCACUAUGAGAGAAGUAGUGCAAAUGUUGGUGGAUGCGGAUCCUUGCUCUACUAGCAAUUCGAACACAGGCUUGAAGCAGGAAAAGGAUUCAAAGCAUGUUGAGUCUUACAUUUGAUAUCUCUGAAUUGUAUGUCAGUGAUGACAUUCGCAAAAGCCCUCACUGUAGUUGUUAAAAGGUAACGGUGGAUAAAGCGAACCAGAAAGGCAAUAGUUGCGGAUCAUUUUCUUUUAACACGAAAACAAUGAAAGCAAUUGUUUUCAUGUUUGUGUAUUGAAUCUUUUGGUCCGCUCUACAGAUUUUUUUUUGACUCUAAGAAAUAAAAAAAGCUCUAUAAAUAGAAUUUUUCGUUCAA